AUGGGACGGCGUGUACUAUUUGCCGAGAUCAUGAUACCUUUGGUGGUGGCAAGUUCGGCCGUCCACGGCACAAGGGCUAUUGACACAAGCUGGCACGCUCCGGCAGAAACACAGCUCAACAACCUUACGUCGGCGCUGGCUUCCAAUGGGGUCUAUGGGUUUAUUUUUAAUUCGUCAAAUACUCCCCAACGCGAUUAUGGAGCAUACAACUGGUGCAAUAUGCCACAUGUUCGACCAACAGAGUACGUUGUGGCCGACAAGGCAUAUGAAUUACAAUAUGUUGAAUUGAUUCACAGGCACCACAAGCGGACGCCGUACGCUUCAAAUGCUUUCCCGGUUGAGUCUUACCAGUGGAAUUGCGAAGAUGCACACUUGUUUCUCUACGGCGAACCUUUGCAGGGAAAGCAAUCUUCUCCCGUAUUUCGAAAAGGGCAUAUUUCUCCGAUGAACCCAUUCGUGCCACCUGGCUGGAUUGGGAGCUGUAAUUUUCCUCAAAUUACGUCUGGCGGUCUAAGUGACUCGUGGCACCACGGUGCUGAUCUGUAUGCCGUGUAUCAUGAUCUCUUGGGGUUCCUUCCAUCGAGAAAUUCGGACUACAAAUCCUCUGUGCGAUAUCGCGUUACUAAUAAUGUUAUCACGAGCCAGGUUGCUGGCAUGGUAGUCAGCGGCAUGUGGUGGACAAACGACCCAUAUCCCCUAAUUGUUGAGAUUUCAUUCACGUCCCAUGACUAUCCUGCUUCUAUUUCCGUUCUCGUAACGGCACCCUCCACAAUAGCCUACUUGGUCUACCUCCUCACUCUGCUGCUGACAAAAGCUGUUGUUCCUAGGCCCCAGGAGUCGACAGCUUGGAACCACAAUACCCUUGUCAUUCAGCCGAUACACUCUUCAAUGGCAUCAAAUCCAACAAAAAUCCUGAUUGGAAACAGCAUCUAG
Molecule: messenger RNA, 933 nt
Organism: Metarhizium brunneum ARSEF 3297
Lineage: Eukaryota; Fungi; Ascomycota; Sordariomycetes; Hypocreales; Clavicipitaceae
Gene: cbfA
Product: C-module-binding factor A
Biological process (GO): dephosphorylation
Molecular function (GO): phosphatase activity
Source: RefSeq, a predicted model, not a curated record